Messenger RNA from Humulus lupulus (European hop), 789 nucleotides. RefSeq lists its product as uncharacterized. The record is from RefSeq and is a predicted model, not a curated record. The transcript is spliced from 2 exons. Bases 1 to 789 code for a protein of 262 amino acids. NCBI's taxonomy places the organism in Eukaryota, Viridiplantae, Streptophyta, Magnoliopsida, Rosales, Cannabaceae.
AUGAUACAAGACUUUGUUAAAUUUGAUAGAUUUGAUGGAACUAACUUUGUGCAUUUGCAAGAUAAAAUUAGGUUUUUGCUAACUACUCUCAAGGUGCUCUACAUCCUAGACAAAGAUCUAAAGGCCAUAGAACCCGCUAAAGAAGAUGACACUCAAGAAAUCAUCAAACAAAUGAAGAAACAUGAAGAAGAUGAACUAAUUUGCAGGGGUCACAUUCUCAACACUCUCUCAGACCGGUUGUAUGAUCUCUACACCAAUACAAAGACCACUAAGGAUAUUUGGGAAGCAUUGGAGAACACAUACAAAGCGGAAGAAGAAUGUACAAAGAAAUUCCUUAUUACUCAAUAUAUGGAAUUUAAGUUUUAUGAUGUGAAACCCAUUCUACCAAAAAUACAUGAAUUGCAAAUUAUUGUAAAGAAGUUAUCUACCCUUAAUAUUGUAUUGCUGGAACAAUUCCUUGUUGGUGCUAUCAUGUCCAAGUUGCCUCCAUCUUGGAGGGGCCAUAAAAAGAAAAUCCUCCACAAGAAUGAAGAGAUUUCCUUAGAGGAAAUUCUCAAACACUUGAGGAAUGAUUACUUUGCAAGGGAUUAUAGGUUCAAGAGAAGCUACAAUAAUGAGCUUAUGGUUAAUUCAACCAAAGAAGAAUUAGUGACAACACUAAGUGAGAUUAAUGCCAGACAUGAAAAGGUAAAAGGUUGGUGGUAUGAUACUGAUGCCACCAUCCAUGUUACUUAUGAUAGAUCUUUAUUCAAGACAUUUGAGACUUCACAGGAAGGGCGUGAAAUCUAA